This is a messenger RNA of Sphenostylis stenocarpa, 1212 nucleotides long. The record is from the annotation of a GenBank genome assembly. NCBI's taxonomy places the organism in Eukaryota, Viridiplantae, Streptophyta, Magnoliopsida, Fabales, Fabaceae.
AUGAAGGUUUUCGUGAAGACUCUCAAAGGCACUCACUUCGAAAUCGAAGUGAAGCCGAAAGACACGGUUUCUGACGUGAAGAGAAGUAUAGAAACUGUUCAGGGUGCAGAUGUCUAUCCUGCUGCACAGCAAAUGCUAAUUCACCAAGGAAAAGUUCUGAAGGAUGCUACUACCUUGGAGGAGAAUAAUGUAGCUGAAAAUAGUUUCAUUGUAAUCAUGCUAUCAAAGAAUAAGAGCACAUCUGGUGAAGGAUCCACUACUUCAACUGCACCAUCAGCUAAGGCACCCCAGACUAGUGCUCCUCCUACUUCAACCCCGCCAGUGUUAGCAGCAACUCAAGUUCCAGCUGCAACUGAUGCACCGCCUGCAACUGUUGCUGCACCUGUAUCUUCUCCUUCUCCAGCUCCAGCUCCAGCUCCAGCUCCUGCUUCAAUUCCUGCAGGGACUGCUGUGGAGGAGUCUGAUAUCUAUGGGCAGGCUGCAUCCAAUCUGGUUGCUGGAAGCAACUUGGAGGGAACAAUUCAGCAAAUUGUUGAUAUGGGUGGAGGGAGCUGGGACAGGGAUACUGUUGUCCGCGCUCUUCGAGCUGCCUAUAACAACCCUGAGAGAGCUGUUGAAUAUUUGUAUACAGGUAUCCCUGAGCAAGCCGAGGCUCCACUUGUAGCUCGAACACCUGCAGGUGCUCAACCAGCAAAUCCUCCUGCUGCUGCUGCUCCACAAACAGCACAACCUGCUCCAGUUACCUCAACUGGACCUAAUGCUAAUCCUUUAGACCUUUUUCCCCAGGGCCUUCCCAAUAUGGGUUCUGGUGCUGCUGGUGCUGGCUCAUUGGAUUUUCUACGGAACAGUCAACAAUUCCAAGCCCUGCGAGCUAUGGUGCAGGCCAAUCCACAAAUAUUGCAGCCUAUGCUACAAGAGCUUGGCAAACAAAAUCCUCAUCUUAUGAGAUUGAUUCGAGAUCAUCAAGCUGAUUUCCUUCGUCUAAUAAAUGAACCUGUGGAAGGUGGUGAAGGGAAUAUAUUGGGGCAGCUGGCUGGUGGCAUGCCACAAGCGGUGACUGUCACCCCUGAGGAGCGCCAAGCAAUUGAGCGUCUUGAAGCAAUGGGUUUUGAUCGUGCAAUCGUCUUGGAGGUCUUCUUCGCUUGUAACAAAAAUGAGGAAUUGGCUGCCAACUACCUUUUAGAUCACAUGCACGAGUUCGAUGAACAAUAG